AUGAAACCGUGGUGGGAUAUGGAUAAUUUCACUUUCUGCCGCAUGGCCGGAGGAGAGGAUCUGCAUCUUGAGACCGCCAUUCGGGAUCCAACCCUGCUCGAUCGAGUCACGGCGCGAGCCUCCGAGUCGAGGUCUACAGCGAGCGCUUGA
Molecule: messenger RNA, 150 nt
Organism: Microbotryum saponariae
Lineage: Eukaryota; Fungi; Basidiomycota; Microbotryomycetes; Microbotryales; Microbotryaceae
Source: the annotation of a GenBank genome assembly